GCCGCGAGCAGGGAAGAUGGUGGUAACCAGGUCCGGACGGCCUCAGGCCACGAUCCAAGCCACGUUGGCUGAAAACUCCCAGCAGAAGAAUUCUGCUAAAAGAAUUCAGGCACAUCCAAAAAGCAGGAAAGAAUCUCCACCUGUUGACCCAACUACUGCUGAAUCACAAACCACUAGGAAACAAAGUCCAGUCCCUAGAACUCCUAAAAGCAGAAAGAGGAAGAGUGGAACUACAGUCUCAUUACCAGAGAUAAACAAGCCGUAUACUGAUGGAGAGACCUCUGAGGUAGAGUCAGAUUGUUCUUCUGUGUCUGAGCUCCAGGAUCCCAUCUUAAGAGUAACUAGGAGACGGCAGAUCUUGGUUGCAUGCACCCCCGUGUCUAGUGUUAGGAAAAGGCUGAAAAUAACUCCAAUAAAUCAGUCUCAUGCUGAAGAAGACGAUGACUCUGAAGCUGAAUCACAUGUCUCAGGUAUUUCUAGAAUUGUGCCGCCCACAUUAAUAACUACAAGAACUAGAAGAAGUAAGGCUAAAUCCCUAAGUGAGCCAAACCAAGAAUUAUAUGCAGAAAUUAUUUCUGAUGCUGAAUCAUCAUACUCAGACAUUUCUUCAUUUUCUGAAGUUACAACUAUGAGGACAACAAGAAGUAUGCAGAAGAAAUUACAGUCACAAACUGAGGAGAAAUAUACUAACGUUGUACCAGAAACUGAAAAGCAGAUCAUAAAUUUGCCAACGAAUUCAGAGGAUUCAGAUACCAGACAAACAGCUUGUUUACUUGCAAGAUCUCUUUCUCAGAUAAAUAAGCCAAAUUUCUAUAGUAAUGAAACUUAUAAUGACUUUGAUGAUUCCUUCCACAGAAAUUCAGGGGGAAAAAAGGCAGUGCAAAAACGUCAACAUUAUAAUCGAAGAGAGGAAAAACAGGCCAGUGUUGUACCUCUCAAAGAAGUAACAAAACAGAAUUGUAAGAAUUUAGAUGAAGAAUCCAAAGGAAUGGUAGAGGAGGAGAAAGAAAGAAAUGAGAAAAAUUCUCAGUUGGAGAGCCUUUCUGAACCUCAGGACACUGACAUUCAGCAGUUAGUUUCUCAGAGGCAGUCAACCCCCCAAAAUAACAAAACUACAUCAGAGUCCUCACGUGUGAACUGUCAGGCUAUAAUGAAAUCGUUAGCUCAGACAUUUGCAGUGGUAGAAGUGGACAGAUGGAAUGAAGAGAGAAAGAACACCAAAAAAACAAGUGACCUGACAGAAUUUGGUGGUGGUAGUGAUGAAGAAGAAGAGUGCACGGUCAAAGGUAUCCGUGAAGACAUGAAUGACGAAAGGGGUAUAGAUUUUGAGAGCGAAACCAAACUGUUCAAGUCUGAGCUCAACACAUCUCUGGAUAAAGGUGAUUCUGUUUUAUUAGUGCUCAGCAGUGAUGAGAGCCAGCAGUCUGAAAACAGUGAGAAUGAAGAGGACACUGUGUGUUUUGUUGAAAAUAAUGGUCAAAAGGAGUCAUUAAAUGGAGACUCAGAAAAUAUGUCUUGUGACAACCCAUUGUUUGUAAUCGACACAACUCCUGGACUGAGUACUGAUAAACAUUUUUACCUGGAUGAGGGAGACAAGGCAAGUGAGGUUGCCACUGAGGAAGAAGAGGGGGAAGAAGAUGAAAAAAGUGAAGAACCAUCAGACCUUGACAGAAAUAAAGAUGAUGACUUUAGUGAUGAAGACGACUUACUAAAUAGCACAAAGUCUAAACUUCUGAAGUUGACAAGCAGCAGCAUAGACCCUGGUAUGAGUAUCAAGCAGUUGGGUGGUUUGUAUAUUAAUUUCAAUGCAGACAAACUACAGUCAAACAAGAGAACCCUAACACAGAUCAAGGAGAAAAAGAAAGACAUGCUUUUGCAGAAAACCAUCAUUACUCCUGAUUUUGAAAAAAACUACUGUGUCCCACCAUAUAGUGAAUCAAAGUAUCAACUUCAGAAAAAACGCAGAAAAGAACGACAAAAAUCAGCGGGUGAUGGCUGGUUUGGUAUGAAAGCUCCAGAAUUGACAGAUGAACUUAAAAAUGAUCUCAAAGCACUGAAGAUGAGAGCUAGCAUGGACCCAAAAAGGUUUUACAAGAAAAAUGAUAGGGAUGGCUUCCCCAAGUACUUCCAGAUUGGAACCAUUGUUGACAAUCCAGCUGACUUCUACCAUUCCCGAAUUCCCAAAAAACAAAGGAAGAGAACUAUUGUGGAAGAACUGCUGGCUGAUUCUGAGUUCAGAAGAUAUAACCGAAGGAAGUACUCAGAGAUCAUGGCUGAAAAAGCAGCAAAUGCAGCAGGAAAGAAGUUUCGAAAGAAGAAGAAAUUUCGCAAUUGA
Molecule: messenger RNA, 2335 nt
Organism: Puma concolor (puma)
Lineage: Eukaryota; Metazoa; Chordata; Mammalia; Carnivora; Felidae
Gene: DNTTIP2
Product: deoxynucleotidyltransferase terminal interacting protein 2
Biological process (GO): RNA processing
Cellular component (GO): nucleolus
Molecular function (GO): RNA binding
Source: RefSeq, a predicted model, not a curated record